Striga asiatica is the source of this 1678-nucleotide messenger RNA. NCBI's taxonomy places the organism in Eukaryota, Viridiplantae, Streptophyta, Magnoliopsida, Lamiales, Orobanchaceae. The record is from the annotation of a GenBank genome assembly.
UUUAAAUAUUAUUUAUAUUAAUAUAAACGGGUCGUAAGAAUAGUAUAUUGUUAAAAUAAAAUUUAAAGAAAAGAAAUUUAAAGUACAAACUCGCCCGUUACAAGUUUGGACGGCUCUAAAUUGUUAAUUAUUUCAUUUAACGUCGGUCUACCUAUAAACCAUACGCGACCGAUUUCCGUUUAGGAGUCGAGUGUGCCGACUGAGGAGCCUUCUAUUUCCCGUCCUUCGCACAAUCGGCGCGUUGAAAUUUCAUCACGUUCUUAUCGAUGUCGAACACGAUCCUCGUGUUCCACUGCUGCAACGCCCCGAUUAUGGUCCUUCCGCCUCUCGCCACCGCCGUGCACGCCACGCUCCCGUCGGAGACGUGCGUGUAGUCCACCACCAUGUCCGCCGCUGCCCCCUCGAAGUGGAACGUCAUCGUCGGAAAAUUCUUAAACCCUGGAGUCAUCUGAUAGCAAGGCUCCAUAUCGAAGUGCGAUUCCGAAAGUUUCUUCAGUUUCCCUUUGAAAUAGUUCGCGAAUGCUUUGCUAACCUUGUCGUAGGCCGCCUUCGCCAGGACGGUGUACCUCAUCCCGGUAUCCAUGAAAACGCCGCCGUUUUUGAGGGAAAACAGGGUCGGCGACAAGCCUAUCCUUUUCCCAGCGACGCUAAUGUCCGUCAGGUUCAAUAGGAGGGUUGAGAAAUCCGUGUGCACAAGCGGCGUGGUUUUCACGUGUUUUGCGUCGGAAAUUUGGGCGUCUUUUCCUAGGGUUAGGAAGCUCGGCCCAUUGUGCAGGCAGUAAGAGAAUUGGCCUCCGAUUUGGUCGCGCACCUGUGCCAAUAGAGAAACCGGCGUCCUGUCCAGCCCCAAAAUUCCGGAGAAACUAAGGGGCUGUUUGGUCGAGCAGCCGAAUGCGAUUCCCGGAAAUGGGGUCUUGGAUUGAGGCAAGUGAAACGUGUCCAACGAGUAUGCCAGCUUGUAUUUCAUGCCGCUCGAUCCGUACGGAAUGGUGCAAACACACUGAUUUUUGACGCAUUUGCAGAUUUUUUUCGCACACAGCCGGUGGUUGCACGGGAGGGGCUUGUAGGUUUUGGAGGUCGAGGGAUUGUACGUGUUUGAUUUAGGGUCGCAUUGUGUCCAGACAAAGGCACUUCCCGUAUCGAACAGCAAGUUUACCUCUUUGCUUGGUGUGCCGAUUCUGAGGUUCACAGAGUAACGGAAAGAAUGGCUGUGCACUGGAAUUUGUAGUUUAGUUUGGUCGGGUUUUGUGUUUGGAGAGUACAGAGAAAGGGUUUGCAAAUGGUUUGAGAAUCGGAUGGCUCUUUGAUGUUUCUGGAGUGUCGUGAGAUUUCCAGGGUACAAUGGCGACUCGGGAGAGUCCCAUGGGAUGAGCUUCAAUUUGAGCCCAUCAGCUGCUGGUGGUGUGUUGCAAUGGAAGAAUGCCAGAAGGAGAUGGACAAGAUGAACCUCUUAUUAAGUUGUUGCAUGGCUCCCAUUAUCGAGAUAUCGCUCGGUUCACAAACAAAUCACUCGUCACGUAAUCGGCUCCUUGAAGAUGAAAAGUCAUGCUGGCAUAGCUCCUCAUACUUGAAUUGUGCUUGUAACAGAGGUCCCACUCCCGCAUUUGCACCCGUUUUAACCUAUUGGCAUAGUAAUCCACAAAAGCUUUUAUCACCUUGUCAUAAGCUUGUCUCUUGA